AUGGCCAGUAAACAUUGUGCUGUGUCUUUAAGCACAGUGUAUCCUAAAGGAGGUGCUUUUUUCACUCAUGCCUCAUUAACCAAUCAGACCCUCCAGACUACCUGCCAAUCAGAGGUGGUGCAGGGCCCUUCCUGCUCUCAGCUUCAGGACUGUCUAGACAAGCUAGACAAGCUAGAGGCAGCAUUUCUGUGUGCUGUGCUGCCAUUGCUGCUACAGGGAGCUGAACAGAGAGCUUGGGCGAGCUGGGAAACCACAACAUGUACAGUAGUCCUAACACAUAAAAGGACACAUACUAGAGAGAAACCCUAUGAAUGUUAUCAAUGUGGUAAAGCCUUUGUAUAUCAUGGUAAUCUUCUAAGGUAUAAAAUAACCCACACUGGAGAGAAACCUUAUGAAUGUAAUGAAUGUGAGAAAGCCAUUUCACAACAGACUGAUCUCCAAAUUCAUAAAAUAGUCCACACUGGAGAGAAACCCUAUGAAUAUAAUCAAUGUGGUAAAGCCUUUUGACAAGAACUCCAAUUUCAUAAAAAAACCCAUACUAGAGAGAAGCCUUAUGAACAUAAUCAAUGUAGUAAAGCCUGUGUAUAUAAUGUAAGUCUUCUAAUGCAUAAAAUAACCCACACUGACAAGAACCCCUAUGAAUGUAAUCAAUGUGGUAAAGUAUAUGCAUAUACUAUCCUCCAAAUUCAUAAAAGAACCCAUACUAGAGAUAAGCCCUAUGAAUGUAAUCAAGAAUUACAGAAUGUUGUCAAAAUCCUCAACUGGAUUCUGGGCAGGGACUUGUCUUAA
Phodopus roborovskii (desert hamster) is the source of this 789-nucleotide messenger RNA. Its product is annotated as zinc finger protein 120-like. The record is from RefSeq and is a predicted model, not a curated record. Lineage: Eukaryota; Metazoa; Chordata; Mammalia; Rodentia; Cricetidae. The transcript is spliced from 4 exons.